Messenger RNA from Neopsephotus bourkii (Bourke's parrot), 2955 nucleotides. It is a transcript of the gene CHTF18, whose product is annotated as chromosome transmission fidelity factor 18. Gene Ontology annotation, molecular function: ATP binding; ATP hydrolysis activity. Bases 35 to 2863 code for a protein of 942 amino acids. The record is from RefSeq and is a predicted model, not a curated record. NCBI's taxonomy places the organism in Eukaryota, Metazoa, Chordata, Aves, Psittaciformes, Psittacidae. The transcript has 22 exons.
GGCCGGAAGCGCGGUGCGGGCGGGAGCGGGUCCCAUGGAGGAGCCCGAUGCGGACCCCGAGGCGGGGUUCUACGAGCGGUUCGCGGAUGAGCUGGAGGCGCUGGCCGAGCUGGGAGGUGACCCGACCCCAGCCGCUGGAUGCAGAAUCUCCCAGUUCCGGGACAGGAGGCAGCCGCCAAAGGAGCCCGAACCCCCCGGGGACCCCGACGGGGGCAGCAGCUCCAGGAAGAGGGAUCGGGGCUCCCCCGGUUCCCCGCCCGCAGCCCGCACCCCGAAGCCCAAGCGGCAGCGGCUGGAAGCUGUUAAGAAGCUCAGCUUCGGAGUGGAUGAUGAGUUGGCUCCGGAUGGCCCCUGGGAUGCUGGCCCAGAGGAGCCUGCUCCUCAGGCUGUCAGCUCGGACCACCUGGACAUCAGUGGCAUGGCCCCACUGCAGAACACACCACCCUCCGAGAAGAAGCGGGUCCUCAAGCGGCCGCCCAUCCUGGAGGACUACAUCAAUGUGACAUCCACCGAGGGCACCAGGGUCUUCAUGGUCCUGAGGGAUGGUUCCUCCAGGACAGGGGUGGAGCUCCCUGAUUCCCUGGGCUGGAAUACACGGCGGCCGCUCCACUUGCUGGGGGUGCCAUUCUCCUACCUGAAGGAACAAGUGAAUGAAGAGCGUCGAAGAUGUGUUCUGGAGGCAUCACAGCAGCUCACGGAGAUAAUCAACAGUUGCCUCGAGAGUGAGACCAGCACCGAGAGCCCAGAGCCUGCUGUGGAAGCGGAGCCGACAGACGAGGAGGACUCAGCGCUGCAUUGCCUCUGGGUGGACAGGUUCACUCCUCGGCGCUACAUGGAGCUGCUCAGUGAUGAUUACACAAACCGCUGCCUUCUGAAGUGGCUCAAGCUGUGGGACACGGUGGUGUUUGGGAAGGAGAAGGCUGUGAAGAAGGCCAAGGCCAGCACUGAAGCUCAUCCUCCAUUCAACCAACCCAAGGAGCAGCACAGUAAAUGGAAAACGAAGGUCCAGCUCACAGAGGAGAUUCUGGAGGCUGAGCUGGACCAGCACAAGAGACCCAAAUAUAAGGUAGCCCUGCUCUGUGGCCCACCUGGCUUGGGAAAGACCACUCUGGCACAUGUCAUUGCAAAGCAUGCGGGGUACAACGCUGUCGAGAUGAAUGCCAGUGACGACCGUAGCCCUGAGGUGUUCAAAACCCGCAUUGAAGCUGCCACCCAGAUGAAGUCUGUGCUGGGCACCAACGAGAAGCCCAACUGCCUGAUCAUUGACGAGAUAGACGGUGCGCCUGCGGCAUCUAUCAGCGUGCUGCUGAACAUCAUCAACCGUAAGGAUGCGCAGGGCGAGGCAGCGGCCGGCAUGGGCCGGCGGAGGCAGCGGGAGGGCGGAUUGCUGCUCAGGCCCAUCAUCUGCAUCUGCAACGACCAGUACGUCCCUGCGCUGCGGCCGCUGCGGCAGCAAUCCUUCCUGCUCGUCUUCCCUCGGACAGCACCAUCCCGGCUGGCCCAGCGGCUCUGCGAGAUCGCCCUGCAGCAGGGCAUGCGGGCGGACGCGGGCGCGCUGCUGGCGCUGUGCGAGAAGACGGAGAAUGACAUCCGCUCGUGCAUAAACACCCUGCAGUUCCUGCACAGCCGAGGCCAGAAGGAGCUGAGCAUGCAGAUGGUGCAGACGAUGAGGAUCGGCUUGAAGGACCAAAACAAGGGGCUGUUCUCCAUCUGGCAAGAGAUCUUCCAGCUUCCAAAGGUCCAAAGGCACAGGAUCGGAAUGGACCCCGCUUUGCCAGCCCAGCUCCUGGUGGGUGAUGAGGAUCUGUCGUACCCCGGGGGGAAGGCUGGCUUCAGUGCAUCCUCCCACCGCUUCCACCACAUCCUACACCUUGCUGUCUCCUCGGGGGAGCAGGAGAAGCUCGCUCAGGGUCUCUACGAGAACUUCCUGAACAUGAGGGUGCGGGACUCCAGUUUCAGCACCGUGUGCUUGGCCCUGGAGUGGUUGGGAUUCUCCGACCUGCUGAGCCGGGCUGUGCUGCACAGGCAGAGCUUCCAGCUGAUGCGGUACCUGCCCUUCCUGCCCGUGGCUUUCCACCUCCUCUUCGCAGCCACCAGCAUCCCCCGGCUCUCUUACCCCAGCAGCCAGCACGAGGCCCUGGCCAAGCUGAACCACAUGCAGAACCUCGUCAUGUCCAUGGUGUCAGGGAUAACGCCCAGCGCCCGCAGCCGUGCAGGGCAUCAGUCUCUUGUCUUGGAGGUGCUGUGCCUGCUGCUGGACAUCAUCGCCCCGAAGCUCCGACCGGUGAACACCCAGCUCUACAGCCUCAAGGAGAAGCAGCAGCUGGCAGACCUCAUCAGCACCAUGCUGGCCUACAACCUCACCUACCACCAGGAGCGCCUGCCCGAGGGCCAGUACAUCUACAAGCUCGACCCGAAUGUGGAGGACGUGUGCCGGUUCCCGGACCUGCCGGCUCGCAGGCAGCUCAGCUACCAAGCCAAGCAGCUCAUUGCCAGGGAGAUAGAGCUGGAGAAGAUGAGGAGGACGGAGGCUCUGCUGCAGGCCCGGAACCUGGGAGAGGAGCCUGGGAAGAGCUUCGGCAAGGCAGGAGACAGCAUGGACACGGUGCCCCCCAACCACCAGCAGCGCCUGGAGCACAUCGUCAAGAGGGCAGCUGUGGAGGACAAGCCUGAGAAAGACUUCUUCGGGCGGCCCAUUCGGCGGCAGCAGAAAGCCGCAGCCCCAGCCCCUCAGGCCUCCAAGGAGGAAUCCCUGGAGAACCAGAUGGGAAAAGCUGUGGGGAAGAGCGACGUCUGGUUCCGGUUUAAUGAAGGGGUUUCCAACGCCGUCAGGAGGAACAUCUACAUCAAGGACCUGCUCUAGGGGGGUAGCAGUGAAACCAGGAACUUAUGGAACUGAAGGGGAAACGAUGGCUUUUGGCUUCAGUUUUGGGGUGUGCGUGGUUAUUUUGGGGU